This is a messenger RNA of Diorhabda sublineata, 1484 nucleotides long. It is a transcript of the gene ND-B14.5B, whose product is annotated as NADH dehydrogenase [ubiquinone] 1 subunit C2. Bases 780 to 1136 code for a protein of 118 amino acids. The transcript has 3 exons. Gene Ontology annotation, cellular component: mitochondrial inner membrane. Lineage: Eukaryota; Metazoa; Arthropoda; Insecta; Coleoptera; Chrysomelidae. The record is from RefSeq and is a predicted model, not a curated record. Gene Ontology annotation, biological process: mitochondrial electron transport, NADH to ubiquinone.
AUUACUAGAAAUUUCGGGGAAUCUUAAAACGAGUUCCGAAAACAAAGCAGUAUUUUCUAAGAUGUUGGAUAAAGCUUCUCUUAUUUUUUCUUCUAAAGGAAAAUCGGAAACGCCAGGAAUAAAUGAAGAGGAUUCUAACAAUACUCUACUGUUUAUAAUAGUUUCAAAAAUUUUUUGAGACAUUAAAUUUAUCGUAGAGUAUUCUUUUUUAUGAUUUGAUAACUUUUGGAACUUUUUAAUAGCAUCUAAUUGUUCUCUUCGUUGUUGUUUAUAUAACUUUUUAUCUGUAAUUACAGUAUUAAGAAAAAUAAUACAACUUUUGAUAUAAUGUUGAUACAAAAGAGGUUUUUAAUAAUAACAAAGGAUACAUAGUUCUUCCGCCAAUAGGGAUUCUUCAUUUCCUUUUUCAGCUGAUGAGACAAUAUAAAAACCAAAAAAUAAAAAUAAUAAAUACCGAAAUUUAAGCAUAACCUCGAUUUAAUUCUUCUUUUUUAUUAUAUCAUGAGCUAUAUUCUAAAAGACAGUUGGUCAUUUUAAAAUUUUACUACUAUUAGAAUAUUUUAUAUUAAAAUUUCAAAAAACUUGUUGAAAUUAAAAAUUUAAGGUUUUAGUAUUAAUAUAAGAUUUAAGCUACAUUCUUAACAUCUACGUAUUUUUUCCUUUGCAUCAAAACAAAGUUAUAGUUGAUAUAGUUAAAGUCAAAUAAUGAUAUUUAAAGAAGAAAUUGACAACUUCAUAAGAUCAACUUCAGUUUAGUUACAAUAACAAAUAAGUCAAAAAUGGCUACUGGGCCAAAAAUUGCGUUGACUCCUUUAGAGUUGUUAGAAGGUCAAAGAGAACCCCCUUUCCUAAGUAAAAUAUGGAAUCCAGUAAUUUGGGGUACCAUGGGAUUUGUUAGUGUAAUUGUAGCUAAUUAUAUGGCUAGGAAACCUGUUUUCAGCGGUGUACAAAAACACAUCGGAGCAGUUGUUAUUUGUAGUGGAAUUGGUAAAGUUGUUGAUGAUUAUCGAAAUAAAUAUUUAGCGGAUAAAGACGCCGUUCUUCGUCACUACAUUCAAUUACAUCCUGAAGAAUUCCCACCUUUCGAACGCAAACAGUUUAAGGACGUUCUAGAACCAUGGUACCCGAUUCGUUAAUUUUUAGGUUAAUCUAUAGUGUUUAUUGUAAUUUGGAUUAAAUUAUUUAAAUUCUAAUGUUUGUUUUUUUUUAAAUUUAGUGCACAAUUUCAAAAUUUUUUUCCAUUUAUGGGUUUUAGUAGAUCUGCUGCUUAGAUAUUUUCUAUUUCUGAUAUAAAAUAUGAAUAUUAGCCGUAUUAAUCAAAAUUUACUUACUGUCGAGUCUCCUAUGGACACCAGGGAGAUCACCUCUGAUAUAGGGUUUAAAUAAAAACAAAAAAAAUUAUGGAUUAUUUUAUUAUUGAUAGUGGGCGAGAAAAUACACAUAUUUAUGUAAAGUUCUACCUGUAUACACGCAAUAAAUGAAUU